Molecule: messenger RNA, 1680 nt
Organism: Neospora caninum
Lineage: Eukaryota; Apicomplexa; Conoidasida; Eucoccidiorida; Sarcocystidae
Exons: 3
Coding region: 1-1680 (559 amino acids)
Molecular function (GO): acyltransferase activity, transferring groups other than amino-acyl groups
Source: RefSeq, a predicted model, not a curated record
AUGGUGGCCGGUUCGUCUGUGGUCGGACACGCGAGGCUGCUGCCUUGCUCACUGCCCGGAUGCCCGGCGCGAUAUGUCGCGGCUACUUACGUAGUGGUAGAUGCCCGUUUUCGUAAGAAAGGCUGGGGACAACUUCUCAUGCGCAUGGUGGAGGCGGUGGCCGCUGUAGAUUUGAAGGCGGACUACGUGGUUUUGUGGACCCGUGCUGCGGCCGGAUUCUACACGAAACUUGGCUACCAGCGGUGCCAGGCUGCGGAGGUUGAAAGUCCAUGCCUCUCCCGCUUGAGCUCGCAUCAACAGGAGGCAAUGCUUUCCACGCUCCGGAAUCUGAUGAACAAGCAAAAGCGGGCCAUGGGUAUGCAAGAAGCAAGUCUGCUGGGACAACUCGCCAAUUCGGAUUCCGGAAACCAGCAACCGCGUGAAGACACCUCAAGCAGAGAUAUCUGGUUUCGUAAGCGCGUGGGUCCAUGCAUCGCAGAGCCCGAGCGCCUCCCGCUGUCUCAGCGCUGUGUGGAAGUGGCUGCUACUCUGGAUUUGCUGACAAAAGGCUCGCAGGCCACUCGGGCAAGCGAAUGCCUGGGAGACUUUCAGGCAAGCGGCACGACUGGCAAUACCUUGCUGCCCCAGGCAGCGGAAACGAGCAGCUCGAGUGUGUCCGAGCCCGCGGCUGAACAGGACAACAUCGCUGCGGGGUUCACACGGACUGGUUGGACGUACAGGCUGCUUAACGUGCCUUGGUGCAGACAGAUUGGGCCUUCGUGCGGCGUCAGUGCCCUUUGCAUGGCGUCUACGUUCUUUGCGAUGACGGGGCAAGACGCAGACCGACCCGUCCCCAGCACGGGAGCUGCAAGGGGUACGGCCUUGACUAGUGCUGUCGCUCUAGGAGACCAUUUAUUGAAGUUGUCGAGAGAGUGGGGGAUUUCUAUGGACGGCGAGGUUUUCAGCGUUUACGACUUUGUUCGGCUAGCCCGAAUAGGCGCACAUCUUGACGCGACAGCGGUGGAAUUCGCCCCCUGUGAGGACUCGGACGGUGACACGGCUGACGGCGAACCGCACGCUGAGGCGGAUGGAGAGACGCUUCUUCUCCACACUAAUGCGUGGAAUCAGAUCACCUCGUUUAUACGCCGCGGGUGGCUCCUGAUUGUUCCAUACGAUUCUGAGGGGGGAUACCCUGCUCUCAAAGGAGGCCGUAAGGCACAUUACGGGGUCGUAUUGGGCGUCGCGUGCCGAGAGGCGCAGCAAAGGCUGAAGCUUCGUCACUCUCCUUCGCUGGCGUUGGCGCGCCAUGAGGCAGGCGAUACUGUAUCUGACAGACGCGGUGCCGCGUCUUCUACUUCAUGCCGGGGGGAAAAGAAAGCGGAUGGUGACGCAGGUGCGCGGGAGACGACACAGCGUGGUCCGCCUAACGAAGACGGCCCCGAGCAAUAUCUGCGGCAUCGUGAAGAGGAAUGUUCGCAAGCGUGUGAUGAAUCGCAAUUAGAGGCGGUACACGCUUCGCUGUUGGGGAGGGCAGUCGUGCUCCAGCACGGCAGAUCCAGACUAUUAACAGUAGCAACUUGGGACCAUCUCAUGAACUCUAACGCACAGCUGCGGAAUGCCAACAAGAUUGCUUUCCCUCAUGCCUGUGAGAUGAAGCUCAGGAACCGAGCCAUUUUGGUUCGGGGGUUCUUGAGUAGCUAA